Messenger RNA from Lycium ferocissimum, 1638 nucleotides. RefSeq names its product probable inactive receptor kinase RLK902. The transcript is spliced from 2 exons. The coding region runs from base 559 to 1479 and encodes 306 amino acids. Gene Ontology annotation, biological process: protein phosphorylation. Lineage: Eukaryota; Viridiplantae; Streptophyta; Magnoliopsida; Solanales; Solanaceae. Gene Ontology annotation, molecular function: ATP binding; protein kinase activity. The record is from RefSeq and is a predicted model, not a curated record.
CCUCAACUAACAACCUUUGUAUUAAUUAGGCCACACAAAGAACAAGUGGCACCUAUAUUCUUCUCUUCUUUGCUCAAUAGAGUUUCAGAGCACUCAUCAAGUUUUGUCGGCUAUAGCAGGGUUCCUAAUCUAGUCUGCAUUAAUUUGCACAUCCCUGAUGUUUCGGCAUCAACAUUAGAACCCUCGACGCGUGUGGAACAAGAAAGAUAAUUGGAUGAUGAGAUUACAGCUACUUUGAUACCAAAGAAGAGUUCGACAAGUAGAGCUGAUCGUCUUUCAUAUCGAGCUAUUGAAGCAGCACGUCGUACUAUAAUCGGACACUUUCAUCAUGCUAUGAGCGGAAAAUUCCGAAGAAAUGAUAAGAUAUGGGUAAGCAUUCUCACAGAUAUCCCUAUUACCAGGAGUCUUUCCUUACCAUAGUUGAACCUUAUGUACCUUCAACAUCCUAUUCAUAUUGCCUUGACUUGCGCACUGCAAUGGACUGAUUAUCCUAGUUGAUCUUGAUUCUGACAUUAGAAGUAUACUAAUUUUCUUGUCCUAAGUGUUUUUGGGCACAAAAUGGCACAAAGCCAAACAACAUUUGUGAAUAAAAAACUAGAGUUUUCUGAUAAUACUAAAGAAAAAUAUGAUUUAGUAGACUUGUUGAGAUCAGAAGCAGAACUCAUGGGUAAGGGAACUUUUGGAAGUAGCUACAAGGCAGAAUUGGAAAAUGGGAAUAUUGUGUUUGUUAAGAGGUUAAAAGAUUGUUGUUUGGUUCAAGAGGACUUCAGCAAAAAGAUUCAAGAAUUGGCAAAAUUGAGUGAUCACCAUAGUUUGCUUCCUCUAAGAGCUUAUUAUUAUUCAAAAGAUGAGAAGCUUCUUGUAUUUGAUUACAUGCCUAUGAGCUUGGCUUCCCUUUUGCAUAAAAAUGGAGUGGCUAAGAAAUCUCAACUCACAUGGGAAGUAAGGACUAAAAUCGCUUAUGGAGUUGCUCGUGGUCUCGAAUUUCUCCAUUCUCAGGGUCCUGGCAUUUGCCAUGGUAACAUAAGGUCAUCCAAUGUUCUACUCACCAAUUCUUUCGAUGCUCAUCUCUCAGAUCAAGGAUUAUUUGGACUUUUCAUGCCAAACACCAUGUUAAUUGUGCUCAACGUGGGCUAUCAGGCACCAGAAGUGGGAUAUGCCUACGACGUUUCUCAAAAAUCAGAUGUUUACAGCUUCGGUGUCCUGUUGUUGGAAUUAUUGACCGGUAAGGCCCCGUUAGACGCCGUUGGCAAGCACAAAGGGAUUGAUUUGCCUAGUUGGGUUCGAAUAAUGUUCCAAGAAAGGCCUAUUAUGGAUGUUUUUGACAAGAGUAUGCUGGAAAAUUACAAGAAUUUUGGAGAUCAAACGGUUCAAUUGUUACAACUAGCAAUUUGUUGUACUUUCAAGAAUCCUAAUAAAAGGCCUUCAAUGGUUGCUGUGACUGAUCAAAUAAAAAGGACAUGUAGUUUUAAAUCAUGAUUAUGGUUAUUAGUAGUUAAUAAUCAUUGAGAACCGUUCUGAAAUUCUAAGUUUCAUCAACUCUAAUGACUAGAAAUUUAUAAUGCACUGUCUCUGUGUAUAUUGAGUACAAUGAAUUUCAUGUCAAUUCAAUUUUGGCCAAUUUUGUACUUUGGAUAA